This is a messenger RNA of Naegleria gruberi, 2403 nucleotides long. RefSeq lists its product as uncharacterized. NCBI's taxonomy places the organism in Eukaryota, Heterolobosea, Eutetramitea, Acrasida, Naegleriidae. The coding region runs from base 1 to 2403 and encodes 800 amino acids. The transcript is spliced from 4 exons. Gene Ontology annotation, molecular function: protein binding. The record is from RefSeq and is a predicted model, not a curated record.
AUGAACGUGAUUCAAGUGGGAACAAAUAAUAGGGAUCACUUUUAUGUGUUAACAGAUAUCGGAGAAGUUUUAACAUUUACAAUUCAUGAUGUUUCUCGUGAGAGUAGUAAAUUUACAAAGAUUGAUUUUGAAUUGGGAGUAAAGGAAAAAAUCAUCAUGAUUGCACCAUCUGAUUAUGGAGUUUUUGCCUUGACGAAUUUUGGGAAAAUUGUAACGUAUUUGGCUAAGAAUGGAAAUUCAUUCAAUCGUUAUGAAAAACAGAUUUUCAAUCCGAUGGUUACAUUGGAUGCAUCUAAAAUUGUAAAGAUUAGUUCAGGAGGACAUGAUUCAUUGAUUUUGGAAAGAGAAAGUGGAAUGAAAACAGUUGUUUCAACUCGUAAUACUACAUCCGAUGAACCGUAUUCCUCUGCACCUUUAUUAGAAAUGAAAGUUCCUUUUGUAACUUCAUCGAAUUAUGCAACAUAUUACACAGAUGGAAAUGAUGAUUCAGUGUUGCAUCAGAUGACUGAUAAUCAAUAUUCACUUUAUUAUUCGAGUAACAGAACUAUAAUAGAUCAUAUUGGAAUUAAUAAUUGGGUGGGAGGUUCUGCCAGACAUCAUCACUCCCUCUUUAUUUCCUCUGAUGGAUUAGUUUAUUCUUUGGGAAAAAAUUACGAAACCUUACUGUGUGGAGAGACAAUGAUGGAAGAUAAAAAGAUUACCAAAUUGAGUGUGCUAAGGAAUGUGGAAAAUGUCUAUCAAUGCAAAGACUAUUUAGAAAUUCAUGGAAAGAAUAAGCAUUACUUUUCACUUGCUAGAACCAAGACAGGGCAAUUGUUUUCAUGGGGAGGAAAUGCUGAAAAGCAAUUAGGGAUAUCGUCAGAUAGGAAAUAUGCGAUAUUCCCUUGUUUAAUUACAGCUCUAUAUGGAAUGAAAAUUGCACAAGCAGACUGUGGAUAUAGUGUAGCUAUUGCUCUGUCAGAGAAUUACUCAACUGCCUUUUCAGAACUGUUAAAUAAGGAAACACUUAGUGAUUUGAAAAUUGAGCUCUAUGCUAACAACACAUCAGAAACAAAAGUAAUUUAUUUACACAAAUGUAUAUUAUUGGCUAGAUGCCCUACCUUACUAAGUUUAAUUUUGAGCGGUAAACUAAACUAUUUCUUGAGGAAACUAUUGAUAGAUUCACAAGCAAAUUAUGAAAAUUACCAAAACAGAGAGAACCUUAAAAAUUCAGAACAAGUCACUUCGAGAAUAGAUUGUACAGAUCCUGAGGACAAUGAGGAUCAUAUUGCGAAUGUUUACAAUUCUUUUUUAGUUGUGCUACACUACCUAUAUGUUGAUGAUUUGGAUUUUUUAUCAAUGGAUUUAGAUAAGAAUAGAGAAAAUGUGGCAAUGGUACAAGAGCUCAUUAAUUUUUUCUACUUCCUCGAGCUGAAUUAUUUCAAUGAUGAAACUUUUGUGAGUUAUAGUAUGGCACUGAGUUGUAAUAUUGAUCAUUCUCUUUUGAAAUCAUUUAAGGAAUGGAACUUUUCAUCGAGGAAAUUGGAAAAUAUGUCUCAAAACAAUAGAAUGAUGAGAGCAUUUGCUUUGGAUAGUUCCAAUUCAAAUAUUGAUACAAAGUUUGCUGAGCAGAGAAUUGGAGCUCACAUGCUUUCAAUUAUGGGAAAAGAGGAUACUUGUGAUGAUUACAAAUUAUCGCUUCAGAGCAAAGAUGGUUCACUCAAUGUUUCCCUACCACUUCACAAGGUCAUUCUAACAAAUUCCAUUGAAUUUUUCAAGGGAGUAUUCGAAUCCAAUAUGGAAGAGGAAAAGAGAGGUGAAAUGCAUUUGACCAUGGAUUCAAGUGAAGAUUUAUAUCUAUUCCAAUUAGAAAAUGUCAUUCCUCUCCUUUAUCAUGCUUAUUGUGGAUCCAAUUCUGAGAAUGUGCAAUACCUAUUCAUGGAUCAAUUCGAUGCCAACCUCACAUUAUCAAAUGCAUGUGAAUGCUUGGCAGUGGCCAAUUAUUUUGCAUCACGAGAGUUUAAAGCUUCAUGUGAAACUUUCAUUUCCAAAUUUAUAGCAGUUGAGAAUGCAAUUCCUCUUCUCCUUGUCUGUGAAACACACGAAGCAUACAGUCUCAAAGAGCUUGUCAUUGAUUUUGCAGCUUCACAUUUCGAAUCGAUUCAAUUAAUUCAAGAGUUUCAUGAUGAAAUUUCUGAGGAAAUUCGAGAACAUGUCAAGAAAUUGGCUAGAAAGAGAUCCAAGAAGAUUUUGGACAGAAAUAUUUUGGAAAAGUAUUGGAGGAAUGAAAUUAAGGAACAGGAGCUUUUUUAUGAACCGAAACCUGCCACAUCAAGUAGCUCAUCUACAACUUCUACCACUCAAUCCUCGAAUAGAACAAGAAAACCUUCGAUAUUUUCCCGACUUUUCAAAGCAUUCCAAUAA